Molecule: messenger RNA, 1325 nt
Organism: Drosophila elegans
Lineage: Eukaryota; Metazoa; Arthropoda; Insecta; Diptera; Drosophilidae
Product: apoptosis regulatory protein Siva-like
Exons: 4
Coding region: 260-829 (189 amino acids)
Biological process (GO): extrinsic apoptotic signaling pathway
Molecular function (GO): CD27 receptor binding
Source: RefSeq, a predicted model, not a curated record
AUUUAUUUCUAAAUUAAUUCGUAUUGCACAUUUUUUCUACAAGAACAUAAAGAUUACUUUGUUGAUCGCAGCUUGCCGUAAAUAAACAAAAGUGAAGAAAUUUUUACUUAGUCCUAAAUAGCGGCACUGCGUACGCGUUUUUUGCAACACUGCUACCGGCAUCAAGUUAAGAAAAAGCGGAGUUAAACUCAAAUUAACUAUAAUCCAGGGUACAAACGAGGAAAUCGGAAAAGGCAAGUGGUAAUCCGAGUCCAAAAAUAUGGAAAACAUUGUCCAGGCAAAGGCAUUGAAACGAUCGCGAUCGGCGGACGACGACGACGCCAACAAUAAUCUGACCCAAAGGAAAAUCUGGGUGAACCAAAAAAUGAGCGAUGCUCGCGAUCCUGAAAAAAUGAAACAGGUGCACGAAAAAACAACAAAAAUGCUUUUCGACGGUGCAGCCGGCAACGGACAAGGUCAAGGUCAGACCACCUCAAACGGACUGGGUCAAGGGCAGCAGCAGCAGCAGCCGCAGCAGCAGCAGCAGCCGCAGCCGCCCGCCCUUUUUGGGCAGUACCAGCUGAUGGGCGACGGAACCAUCCUGCUGCGCAACCUUCGAGCCGACAUGGCCAAUCCGCGCCUGGAGCGCCAGAAGUCCCGCUGCUGCCAGCGCCCAACCCUCAUCCACGACGUCUGCGUCAACUGCAACAUGGAUCUGUGCGAGGAGUGCGGCUACUCCUGUGGCGAAUGCUUCCAGUUUAUAUGCCGCAGUUGCGUUACCUUGUUUGGCAAUCGUCCUGAAGAAGCCGACGAUCCCUUAUGCGAACGCUGCCAGAUGUUCUUCGACUAGGACGGGCCAGCCAACUACUAAAUUCCAGCCAUUUUCACGAAUAGUCAAACACUGAGGAACUCAUUUUGUAGUUAAAUUUUAAGUUCUGAAUCAGUACAAAUUAGGCACGACUCGAAGAGUACAUAGGGAACUUUUUUUUUUUUUAUAUGUAUAAAUUUUGAAGUAAUCAGAAUUAAUCAAAAAAAAAAGAACAAAAAGGAAAUGUUCAGUGUUGCUUUCUCUACACCUUGCCCCUGAAUUUGUGGUACUUCUCGUGCUCCUUCACCAAUCCCUCGUACAUCCGGGCGCCCGCUUCGCUGCUGGAGCGCAGGAUGAAGUGUCCGGCGCGGUGAUCGCAAAGUCGGAUCAGCUCGUGGCAGACGCGCACUAUAUGGACCUUGACCUGGAGACAAAACGUGUAGUAUAAGUAUUAGUUAGAGAAAGCACAAUCCCUUGAAAAAUGUACUAGGUUUAAGUGUUGAUCGAAUAAAAAUAUGCCAAAUACAAUGCACCAAAA